AUGAAGGUCCGGUGGCGGUGGGUGGACGUGGAGGGGCAGGAGGGCGAGGAGGAGUUGGACCGCGCGGCGGUGAUGCAGCGCACGGGGCUGCACGCGCGCGACCUGCGCAUCCUCGACCCGCUGCUCUCCUACCCCUCCACCAUCCUCGGCCGCGAGCGAGCCAUCGUCCUCAACCUCGAGCACCUCAAGGCCAUCAUCACGGCUGAAGAGGUGCUGCUGCGCAACCCGGCGCACGAGGGCGUGCAGCGCUUUGUGGACGACCUGCUGCGCCGCCUGCAUCUGCAGCCUGCUGCUGGGCCCCCUGCCGCUGCUCCAGGGGCUGCUGCUGCUGCUGCUGUGCCGGGCGCAGCUGAAGCUGCCAUUCCCGGUGCUGCUUCCCCUGGCCGCAUUGCCACCGCUGCUCAUGCUCCCCAUUUGGCUGCUGCUGCUGGCGGCGGUGUGAGUGGCGCUGAUGGGUCUGCGAGCAGGCACGACUCACGCAGUGGCGAUGCAAGCAAGGUGCAUGGGGGUGGAGGGGGGAGAGAGGACCAUCAAGGGAGUGAGGGGACAAGGGAGAGUGGGAGCGCUGUUCAUGGGAGCGAUGCGGCAAGAAGAGCAGAUGAGCGGCGGAGAGUACGUGCGACAUCAGAGAUUGAGAUGGCGGAGUGUGACGCGCGUGAGCGACGUGGGCCAGUGGAUGGCGAAGGGGAGGAGGCGGAAGAUGAGGGGGAGGAGGAAGAGGAGGAGGAGGAGGAUGCAUGGGAGGGCAUGGGCAGUGCGCACGGGUCGAGGGCAGAGAGUGAGCCGCUCACCCUGCGACUGCGCGUGAAGGAAGGCGGUGGGGGGAAGGGCAUGGGGCUAGAAGCAGAGGGGGGGGAGGGGGGUGGAGGAGAGAGGGAAGCAAAGGGAUGGCAGCAUGAGGAAGAGGAGGACGAGGAGGACAUGGAGGAGUACCGGCCAUUUGAGUUCAUCGCGUUGGAGGUGGCGUUGGAGCAGGUGUGCCGUGCGCUGGACUCGCACACCACACUGCUCGAGAACGAGGCCUACCCCGCCCUCGAUCAGCUCACCUCGCGAGUGAGCAGUCUCAACCUGGACCGAGUGAGAAGCAUGAAGAACAGAAUGAGUCGACUCAUCGCUCGCGUGCAGAAGGUGAGGGAGGAGUUGGAGCAGCUGUUGGACGAUGAUGAUGACAUGGCUGAGAUGUUCCUCACCCGCAUGGCCGCCGCACCGCCCUCCCCCACCGCCACCUCGCUGCACGGCGCCGCCUCCCUCGCCUUCUCCCUGCCCGCCCCCGCCGCCCUCCACGCGCCAUUUGCCACUUCCCCGCUCGGCUCGCGCAUGUCCAUUGGCGGGCGGUGGGGUGCCAUGGGCAUGGGCAUGGGGGCGGGGGGCGGCGGCAUGGCGGCGGUGAUGAGCCGCGCGAGUGCCUACAGCAGUGCGCACUCCGACAACGACGAUAUUGAAGAGCUGGAGCAGCUGCUGGAGGUGAGCAGCUGCUGGAGGUGA
Closterium sp. Yama58-4 is the source of this 1485-nucleotide messenger RNA. The record is from the annotation of a GenBank genome assembly. Lineage: Eukaryota; Viridiplantae; Streptophyta; Zygnematophyceae; Desmidiales; Closteriaceae.